AAGCUCUAAGUCUUCCCCACUAAAACCCUCUUCGGCUCUUUCUGCAAAUUUCUUCCCUUCGUUAAUCACAUCUUCCUCCUUUCUUCGAAAUCAGCCAUGAAUCUUUCAAGAGGAGCUCAGAAAUUGAAUCAAUUGCUUCAAUCAACCAACGCAAGAAGCAUCCAAACUCUUUCACCCUUUCUUCGUGAUUCGCUACGCCAUUUCUCAACUGGAACUGAACAUCAAGUUCAACCUCAACCUCCACAAUCUUCAACCCAGCAUGCUCCUUCUCUUCAACCACCUUCUUCUGGUUUGGUCUAUGGGAGGCUGCUCGGCAUCUCAUCAAACACAUUGAAGACUGAUAUCAUCAAUUUGUUUGAAGGAUGCAAGUUGACAUUGGAUGACAUUAAGGUUGAUUACGACAGGGCAUAUAACCCAAUGGCAAUGCUGGUGCAAUUCAGCUCUAUGUCUCAUUUUGGUUCUGCCAUCCGAGAGCUUACUAGGAAGAGCCGACCCUUCAGAUUGGAGAAGGUAGUAGAUCAUCAAAAAUGGGAUUCUGUAACACCUCAUAAUGGAAGAUAUGUAUUAUUUACAGGAAUACCCCGCAAUGCACUUUUGGAGGAUGUGGAACGCUUUCUGUGUGGCUGUAACUAUGAAGCUUCCUCCCUUGACUUAUUUUUUACUAGGACGGUAGAUGGCCCUUCAAGGAUAGCUAAAGUGCGUUUUCCUUCACCAAUUGAGGCAAUGAAUGCAGUACUCAAGAAGAAUGGGUCCUUUUGUCUGAAUGGUCGAGUUGCAGCUCAACUUAUCCAGUGAAACAAUUUUGAUUGCUGAUAACAAUGCAACAAUUUUCAACAAUGAGUUGCUACAACCUUUGAUUUUUAAGUUCAUUGCUUCACUCAGAGGCUUCAAACUUUGAUGUUUGCCUUGUCGAUGAAGCUUGUCUUUCAAAAGCACUCAAGUUAUGUUUAGUUAAUCGCUUCAUGUUCAUUCCCCGCCUUUUGGGUUUAUAGAUUUUAGACGGUGUUUCCAUUCAUAAUAGUAUUUGCUAACUUACUACAUAUAACAAAACUAUGUAUCCUUGAGUUUAAUUUACUUUUGUUGCACAAUUUGGGAUUUUUUUUUCAUACUUUUAUGUAUCCUCACUAUGAAAAUAACAUAAUUGUAUGUCAAAAAAAAAGAGUUAAAUAUAUAAUUUCCUGCA
Spinacia oleracea (spinach) is the source of this 1183-nucleotide messenger RNA. RefSeq lists its product as uncharacterized. The transcript has 6 exons. Gene Ontology annotation, molecular function: nucleic acid binding. The record is from RefSeq and is a predicted model, not a curated record. Bases 97 to 795 code for a protein of 232 amino acids. Lineage: Eukaryota; Viridiplantae; Streptophyta; Magnoliopsida; Caryophyllales; Amaranthaceae.